UCCGUCGCCUCUCUCGCCCGCUGCCACCUGCGUCUCCUCCACGCCCGCCUUUCGCCUCGCAGCCUGCCGCACCGCGCAAGCAGCUCGGCGUGCUUCUCUCCUCUCUGCAGCCUCUCAGCCCUUGCAAGAUGCCCUCGCAACGAUCGCGGCGCUCGCCGUCAUGGCGCAAGGCGCUCGUGCUCGGCGUCUCGUCGCUGGCCGCCCGCGCCGCAGCGCAGGUGUCGAUCAGCGGCAUCCCGUACAAGCAGACGGGCGCCCAGAGCCUCUCGCCGACGCUCUCGCCCUCGUACGGCGGCAUGGGCAUUGAGCCGUCGAACCUGCUGUCCUUCACCGGCACGGACACGCGCAACGACCUCACGUACCAGCUGCUGCAGAACCUGGGCAACUACACGGGCAGGCCGCCGCACAUCCGCCUCGGCGGCAACGCCGGCGACAACAUGCUCUGGGACCCGACCGUGAGCACGUACACGCUGCAGAAGAACCCGAACCCGCAGGGCACGGGCCGCGUCGACGCGCAGACCGACGGCUACUUCUACGGGCCCAAGUACUUUGAGGCGCUCGACAACUACCUGCCGCUCGGCACGCCCAUCACGUACCAGCUCAACCUGGCGUACCAGGGCUCCGACUCGAUGGCGCGCAUGAUCCAGCAGGCCGAGCUGGUGCUCGACUCGGUGAAGCGCGUCAAGAUUGUCGGCAUGGAGAUCGGCAACGAGCCGGAUCUCUUCAUCUACAACCAGUACCGCAACAGCUCGUACACCGUCUACGACUACGGAGGCGAGUGGGGCGAGCACGCGCAGGCCCUCUACCGGCAGGUGCUGCAGCCGCGCAACAUCUCGCAGAACUUCUUCGAGCCGGCCGCGACGGCGACGACGGCGACGAACACGGGCCACCAGUACCGCAUCGACACGCUCGUCAACACCAACAUUGCCGUGGAGAACGGCGUGUACGUGGCGGGCUGGAGCCAGCACGACUACUUCUACUACGUCGGCGUGUCGAGCUUCAACCUGACGACGAGCUACCUGCUCGACCUCUCGCGCACCGUGCGCCAGUUCAACGAGUGGAGCAACCAGGCGCAGCAGGCGCUCAUCACCGGCAAGCCGUACUUCCUGCGCGAGAUGGGCAGUGUGGGCCCCGGUGGCAUCCAGGGCAUCAGUGACACGUUUGCCAACGCGCUCUGGACGCUCAACUUCUUCCUGUUCGCCUCGACGCAGCAGGUCUCGUCGGUGCAGAUCCACCUGACGGACAUCUCCUACGGCUCGCCGUGGCAGCCGAUCGUGCACCCGAUCGACGGCUCGCCGCCGCACGUGCGCCCGUCGUACUACGCCUUUGCCGCCGUGUUCCAGCUCGUCGGCACGACGUGCUCGACGCGCGUGGCGCCGCUGUCCAUCUCGCCGCCGUCGGGCUACGAGAACCGCCUGGGCGGCUACAGCAUCUAUCAGCGCACCAACCUCAACGCCAUCGUGCUGCUCAACACGCUGCCCUCGUCCGAGACGAUCACCGACAAGGGCACCAUCUCCUUUGCCAUCACCGUGCCGGAGUGGAAGGGCCAGACGGUGUACGUCUCGACGCUCACGGCUGCCGGCUCCGACUCGACGACGAACACGACUUGGAACGGCAUCUCGUACGAGCAGACGGCCAACGGCGCACCGGUCGUUGUCGACCGCAACGCCGCCCAGCGCAUCCGCAUCGACGGCUCCGGCUCGUUCACGGUCAACGUGCGCGACAGCCAGGCCAUCGUGGUCAACCUCGGCGCCGUGCUCGGCUCGAACACUGUGGUGGACCAGCAGGCAUGCGACGCGCUCGCCAAGCUGCAGGCCGAGGGCAUCACGGAAGGCGCCGACGGCACCGUCUCGGGCACGGCGCCGACCUUCCGCGCCACGAGCGGCUUCCGCAACAACGAGGUGCUCUCGAAGCAGCAGAUCAUCGGCAUCAGCGUGGGCGGCGGUGUCUUCCUCGUCGUUGCGCUCGCCUCGCUCAUCACGCUGUGCGUGUGCUGCAAGCGCCGGCGCGACCGCAAGCGCCGUGCACGCCUCUCGGCGCAGAACAUGAGCUCGGCGACGAUGCCGCUCAAGGCGGCGGCGGCGCAGAACGCCUGGGACUCGCCGCGCGGCUUCUCCGACACCGGCUUCGACACGCCGCGCACGUACGCCGCGUCGGGCUUCGAGUCGCCCGUCGGCAAGCACUACCCCAUCGAGAUGGAGGACUCGUCGCCGCGCGUCUUCGCCGCCGCGCAGCCACCAGCACGCUUCGGCGGCGCCAACGGCGGCUACUACCCGGCACGGGGCGACGAGUCGCCACGCUUCCAGGGCGCCGCCCGGCGCGAGCCCGACAACCACAGCGGCAACAGCCGGCGGCCACUCUUCCAAUGAUCGCUCCCUCUCGUCGCCGUUCCCUUCUCCUGCUCCAGAAUCUCUUUCCAACGGUCACCGCAUCCUCGACGCAUCGCAGUCU
Tilletiopsis washingtonensis is the source of this 2451-nucleotide messenger RNA. RefSeq lists its product as hypothetical. The transcript has 3 exons. The coding region runs from base 129 to 2369 and encodes 746 amino acids. The record is from RefSeq and is a predicted model, not a curated record. NCBI's taxonomy places the organism in Eukaryota, Fungi, Basidiomycota, Exobasidiomycetes, Entylomatales.